AAUAUGUAACCGAAUCAUCGAUUUUACAGGGAGAGUAUAUCUAAAACUUCCCAACAAAACAAUCACAUCAAACACAAACACAAACACAACAACAACAACUCAACCUGAUAACCAUGAGGAGAUCGUUUGGGCCAAAACUGGGCGGCGGAGGGAUGAUGAAGUCGGUUCACACCACCAUGAGGACCGGCAUCGGUGGUGGCGCCUCCCAAGAAUCAUAUUCACACGCCGCCACAAGAACCACCGGCAACCGUAACCACCAACCCAUAAACACCACCCUUUCUCUUCACAGACCCUCAUCACCGUGUUCGUACAUCAACCACCCUCUACCCGACACCCCGGCUUUCACAACGUCAUCUCCGCCCAACGGCGAUGAGUUUGACUGGGAAUACGUUGACGGCGGUAGCGACGGUGAUAGCGUAAAUGGGUUUUAUGAUGAUUUUGUAUUUGGUGGUGUUCCAUCGGUGCAAGAAGUUAACCAUGCAGUCACUUCUCUUCAUGAGGUUCUUGAACCGGUUUCCUUUGCCCAAUUGAUGAAGCACCAGGAAACAUAUCAUACCGAUGAUGAUGCCGGGCUGGAAAAGAUUCUAAGUCCAACUGGAUUCGAGUUAGACUGGCGUGAACCAUCAAUGCAACUAUGUUACUCAACAAGUGCAUUGCAAGUUCCUAGAUCGGACAAAGUGUUUGAUGCUUUCCAUAUGUUGCAAACCGAUCCAUCGGUUCAGAGAAUGGUGAUAUCCUUGUCAUCAGACAAAGCCGUUUGGGACGCGGUUAUGAACAAUGAGGUGGUGCGCGAGCUUCGUGAAUCCAUCAGUGAAGAGCUUUUGGUAACAGAUAAAAGCAUUUAUGAUGGAUCAGAGGGUGGUGUUGAUGACUCAAAUCCUGUUACACAAGUUCUGUGUUGGAUCUUUGCCAAUACAAAGGAUAAAGUUAUUGAAAUAGUCGAGAAAAUAACAAAGGUUGUGAAUGAGUUGCUUCGGCCCACAAGCAUGGACGAGAAGCCGAAGAGAGAUGCCAACGUAGGCCUUGACUCAUUUGACGAGAAGCUUAGAAGCUCUUUCUUUCUUUCCAUUGUGGUACUCUUGAUUGUAGUUGUGAGUCGAUCCGGUAAGCAGCGUUGAUCAUAUGAUUUGUCUCUGUGGGCCGGACCCACGUGUAUUGAACAUGAUCUUUGUUAUGAGUUAAGACGUAUAAGCGUCGAUCAGUCUUGAGUCAGUCAGAUCCAAGGAUCUCGAUCUUGAUCAUGCUUAUGUGCUUGACCCACAAUUUUGAUAGAUCAUGAUUUUACUUGGUCAUAGGUCCGGCUCAUACGAUACAAAAAUUUGCUGACAUGCCAACAAUAUUACUUUUUUUUUUUUCUGGAUUUUAUGCCUAUGGGACAAUAUUUGUUUUAGGAUAUAUUGUGUUUUGAAUGUUUUCGGACAACAAGAAGGUUGUGAUGAAUGAUAUGAUCAUGUUGCAUUG
Helianthus annuus (common sunflower) is the source of this 1461-nucleotide messenger RNA. RefSeq lists its product as uncharacterized. Lineage: Eukaryota; Viridiplantae; Streptophyta; Magnoliopsida; Asterales; Asteraceae. The coding region runs from base 114 to 1118 and encodes 334 amino acids. The record is from RefSeq and is a predicted model, not a curated record. The transcript is spliced from 4 exons.